Molecule: messenger RNA, 390 nt
Organism: Acanthocheilonema viteae
Lineage: Eukaryota; Metazoa; Nematoda; Chromadorea; Rhabditida; Onchocercidae
Source: the annotation of a GenBank genome assembly
AUGCGUCUUUUAGUGCGAUUCGCACUAGCGAUCUUCCUUUGCUUAAUACUCAUUGCUGUUUAUGAAUACUCGAACAUACGUCAACGUGUUAUUUCACGUAGUGAUCCAAAAACAGAUACAGAUGAAGUAGUCCGUAUAUUGCUUAUGUCGGAUGAUCCAACAUCUAGCUGGGAAACAAACGUAAAUGUUACGUUCAACGUGAUCGUGGUAUUAAUUAUUUCGCUGCUCAGUAUCGCCUUGCUUAUUACGGGUAUAAUUGUGAUUGCUCUAACAUUAGAUUCAUCGGUAAUCGAUAAUGAAAAUGGUGAUUUGGAUGAGACAACAACUAAUUUGCGGAAGAAUGAAACGGUGAAAUCGAAUUUAUUGGAUCAAAAAGAAGGGUGUAUUUAA